GUAAUGAAUUUGAUAUAACAAUAAUGAAUUUCAUGUUUUGUUCAGUUUAAAGACUACCCAAAUCGAUCGUUCGAUUUUCAGAUUACUCGCAGAUACAAUACAUGCAAACAGAAAACGCACACAGCCCUAACACGCACAACACUCUCCGCCGCUGCGCCACUCGUCAGUCCACCCCAUCUGCCGCGCCGCCCGCAGCCGCCGCCUGCGCCACCACCUCCUUCGUCCAUCGUCCCAGAUUUGAGUGGCCAUGCCGGCGUAUGUGACAAAAAAAUGUAUGUCUAAUGUGGAAAUAGAUGGCUCAACGCGAAAGAAAAGAGUUAUUAUUGGUGAUCAGUUUCAGAAUGACCCUGUUGCUUCAUCAAUUUUAUAUACUAUGAGAGAUCCCGUGAAAGGAAGUAAUUGUGGUGGGUUGAAACGAAUGAAGUUGAAUGAUGUUGAAGUUGAGCACCUCUUAGAAAUGUACGAAGACGAAGAUGAGGUAGAGAUGAGGCCAAAUACGUCUAUAUCAGUGGGACAUCCUCAUAUGGAUGGUGGACAUACUGCGCUUAACAAAGAACCUUCUGAACCUGCACAUUCUCAGAGGUACAAAGAUGUAAUGGGUUAUUUGUUGAAGCCAGCUAGUAGUUAUACCUUACUGUACGAACCACAUCUUGUUCCAACAUCAAAAACUCCUUACAAAAAGAAGGGGAAAUGUAAAUCCACACAACAAAAUGUCCAGAAAAGUAGUCCACAGAAGACUCCCACCAAAAAAGAAGCACAAAUCAGUUCAUUCCCAAGAAAUGUCAGGACUCUAACAGUCACCGGUAUGCUUGAUGGGGCACAUGUGCAGUAUCUUUCUGCAUCAAAGGAGAAGGAGCUUCGUGGAGUUAUCAAAGGCCCUAGCUAUCUUUGUGGGUGCAAGUCUUGUAAUUACUCUAAGGAAGUAAAUGCUUAUGAGUUUGAAUCCCACGCGGGUUGCAAAACAAGUCACCCCAACAAUCACAUACACUUGGAGAAUGGCAAGACCCUCCAUUUUGUUGUUCAGGAGUUAAAGGAAACCCCUCCAACUAUGUUAUGUGAUGCCAUUCAAACUGUCACCGGCCCUUCUCUGAAUCGAGAAGCUUUCGAUUCUUGGAAAGAAUCAUUUGAAGCUUGUUUGGCGAAAGGGAAAUAGCUUGGUAACUAGCUAUGACACUAUAAUUCAUAUGUAAUUGGGAAAACUGUCUUGUGGGAAGGGUCCACUAGAUUUUCCAUUUCCUUAGCAUAUAGUAUGAUUCUUUUUAUACGAUUUUCCAUUUCCUUAGCAUAUAGUAUGAUUCUUUUUAUACAUUUCCAAUGAUGUUCGUGUAGAUAUUAUGAACUUUGGCAAUAUUGCUCAAUGGAGUUUGUUACAA
Messenger RNA from Salvia miltiorrhiza (redroot sage), 1373 nucleotides. RefSeq lists its product as uncharacterized. NCBI's taxonomy places the organism in Eukaryota, Viridiplantae, Streptophyta, Magnoliopsida, Lamiales, Lamiaceae. The record is from RefSeq and is a predicted model, not a curated record. The transcript has 5 exons. The coding region runs from base 248 to 1153 and encodes 301 amino acids.